AUGGCGGCGGAGCAUCCAAAGGAAAAUAGCGAUGCGAGCUAUCCCUUCCUCCUUCCUUUGGAAAGUAUUGAUGAUGAAGAAAUCCAUAGCGAUACCUUCUACAAGAAACAAAAGAUUCGAUCCGAGAGUGGUACUUAUGUUACCACUAGGGUUAAAGAGAAUGAUGUGCCUAUCAAAUGCCCUAUGUUGGAGAGCAAGUGUAGCUUCUUGGAACUGGAUAUGUGUCAUAAUAUUGUUACCGAGGAUAUAAUCAAGAAAUGGGGCAUCUUGCUGGAGGAUUCAACAUUUCGAUUGUCUAACCAGGACAAGUUCAACACUAACAGUUUCCAUGGAACCUCUGAAGAGAAUGAAAUACUACUUAUGAACCUUGCUCGUCGUAAUAGAUGGAAGAUUUGCCCAAACUGUAAUUUUUGUAUUGAAAAGGUUCCUUUCAAGAAAUAA
Molecule: messenger RNA, 441 nt
Organism: Miscanthus lutarioriparius
Lineage: Eukaryota; Viridiplantae; Streptophyta; Magnoliopsida; Poales; Poaceae
Source: the annotation of a GenBank genome assembly